CAAGAAUUUAUCAACACUGCAAACAGACUGUUGUUUUUUGGGAUAAAAAUAAAAAAUGCUGAAAUUAGGAAAAUUUAUAGCUCAAAAUGCUACUGUGGCUAAUCUAGUGGGCAGACAGCAAUUGGUAGCCACCAGUCGCCUAUAUUCGGCUUCCGCGGCAUCUUCCGACUCGGAUUUUCCCAUUGACAUAACGAAUCCUUAUGAAAAGGACCCUCAGCAGUGCAUCCUGUGCAAACACAGCAUCGAGCCGCACUACAAGAACGUGAAGCUCCUUUCCCAAUUCCAAUCGCCGUAUACGGGUCGCAUUUACGGGCGGCACAUCACCGGGUUAUGCAAGCGGCGGCAGGAGCAAGUGGAGCAGGCCAUCCUGCGGGCCCAGCAGUGCUUGUUGAUGCCAGGAUAUCACAAGGACCUCGACUUCCUGCAGGACCCCAAGCUCUUCGAUCCCGAGAGGCCCAUCCGCCCACACAAGUACUAGUUUGUUUUUAAGUUUCCUCUUUGUUGCAAUGGAAAUACAGUUUCUUAAUGUUAAA
This is a messenger RNA of Drosophila rhopaloa, 533 nucleotides long. It is a transcript of the gene mRpS18C, whose product is annotated as 28S ribosomal protein S18c, mitochondrial. The transcript is spliced from 2 exons. Gene Ontology annotation, molecular function: structural constituent of ribosome; small ribosomal subunit rRNA binding. NCBI's taxonomy places the organism in Eukaryota, Metazoa, Arthropoda, Insecta, Diptera, Drosophilidae. Gene Ontology annotation, biological process: mitochondrial translation. The record is from RefSeq and is a predicted model, not a curated record. Gene Ontology annotation, cellular component: ribosome; mitochondrial small ribosomal subunit. Bases 56 to 478 code for a protein of 140 amino acids.